CAUUCUUUUUUUUCUUCUGAUAAAUCUUUUCCCAAAGACAGUUUGAACACAACGCAUGACGUUAUUUCUGUUAUGGUCGGUGGGAGGUGGGGGCGUGCUUGAGCAGGGGAACUCCACGAAAACAGCCAUUUCUUGCAGAGUGUUGCCUCAUCUGACAUUAGCUAUUUCCCCUCAUUCAGCGGAUGUCGCUAUCUUAUUCAUGGCCUUACCGCGAAAACGAAUAUGAGGUCCACUGAGACCCGUGCAUUCAUUGCAUUUAAUUUCAAACGUUUAGUUCAACCUUUAUCGCGUACUGACUCUUUGUAAUUACAAUGGAUGUGCAGCUAACGGACCAUUACGGCACUAAGCCCGGACUGAAAACAAGUAAUGUUAACGUUACGCCAGGCAGGGAGUGUGGUUCGGGUCAAGGUAAUAACAAGACGAAAAAAACGAGAAGAGGAAAAAGAGGCAAACGAAGACGUGGCAAGAAACCGAAGGAUGAACCGCCACCUUAUUUACCCCCGGAGGCAGAGGAGGGUAAUAUUGAGUAUAAGCUGAAGCUGGUGAACCCCACGCAGUACCGCUUUGAGCACUUGGCCACGCAGCUGAAGUGGCGUCUGCAGGAGGGCCGCGGGGAGGCCGUCUACCAGAUCGGGGUGGAGGACAACGGCCUGCUGGUGGGCCUCAGCGACGCCGAUAUGAGGGCCUCGCUCAAGACACUCAAGCGCAUGGCCGAGAAGGUUGGUGCAGACAUUACACUUCUCAGGGAGAGGGAGGUAGAUUAUGGCUCAGACAGAAGCUGCCGGAAAAUCGCAGAAGUCCUGGUGCGGAAAGUUCCAGAUGAUCAGCAGUUCCUGGACCUGCGAGUGGCGGUUUUAGGGAAUGUGGACUCGGGGAAGUCCACCCUGCUGGGGGUUCUGACUCAGGGGGAGCUGGACAACGGGCGUGGCCGGGCCCGACUCAACCUCUUCAGGCACCUGCACGAGAUCCAGUCCGGAAGAACCUCCAGCAUCAGCUUUGAGAUCCUGGGCUUCAACAGCAAGGGAGAGGUGGUGAACUACAGCGACUCGCGCUCCGCUGAGGAGAUCUGCGAGAGCUCCUCCAAGAUGAUCACCUUUAUGGACCUUGCAGGCCACCAUAAGUACCUGAAGACCACCAUCUUCGGCCUGACCAGCUACUGCCCGGACUUCGCCAUGCUGGUUGUGGGGGCCAACACAGGCAUAGCUGGCACGACGCGUGAGCACCUGGGCCUGGCGCUGGCUCUGAAGGUGCCCAUCUUCGUGGUGGUGAGUAAGGUGGACGCGUGUGUGUGUGCCCGCGGGGCCCUGGAGCGCACGCUACGCCAGCUGGAGCGCCUCCUCAAGCAGCCCGGCUGCGGCAAGGUGCCCCUCCUGGUCGCCAACGCCGACGACGCUGUCACAGCAGCACAGCAGUUCACACAGUCAUCCAGUGUGACCCCUAUCUUCACACUGUCGAGUGUGACGGGGGAGAAUCUGGACCUGCUGAAGGUUUUCUUGAAUGUGCUUCCGCCACUCAGCAACAGCAAAGAGCAGGAGGAGCUCAUGCAACAGCUCACAGAGUUCCAGGUGGAUGAAAUCUACUCAGUCCCAGAUGUUGGUACAGUAGUGGGAGGAACCCUUUAUAGUGGUGUGUGUGGGGAGGGUGAGCGUCUGGUGGUGGGUCCCACAGAUGACGGCCGUUUCCUGCGUCUGCGAGUCCUGAGCAUCCAGAGGAACCGCUCCAGCUGCAGAGUGCUGCGGGCAGGACAGGCCGCUACGCUCGCCCUGGGCAACUUCCCCCGCUCACUACUGAGAAAGGGUAUGGUGAUGGUUAGUCCAAAGAUGAAGCCCAUCAUCUGUUGGCGUUUCGAGGCAGCCGUGGUCCUUCUGUUCCAUGCCAAGACAUUCCGCAGUGGUUUCCAGGUGACCGUUCACGUCGGCAACGUCAGGCAAACGGCAACUGUUGAGUGCCUCCAUGGAAAGGAGGAGUUGCGUACGGGAGAGAGUGCGGUGGUGUGUUUCUGCUUCCUGAAGCACCCUGAGUACCUGAGGGUGGGUGCCAAGCUGCUCUUCAGGGAGGGGGUCACCAAGGGCAUCGGCCACGUGGCCCAGCUCCUACCGGACCUCAACACACCCGACCAGAACCACACACACAACCACAACAACAACAACAUCACCUAGACACACACACACACAC
Clupea harengus (Atlantic herring) is the source of this 2175-nucleotide messenger RNA. RefSeq names its product GTP binding protein 2b (gene gtpbp2b). Lineage: Eukaryota; Metazoa; Chordata; Actinopteri; Clupeiformes; Clupeidae. Gene Ontology annotation, biological process: translational elongation. Gene Ontology annotation, molecular function: GTPase activity; translation elongation factor activity; GTP binding. The record is from RefSeq and is a predicted model, not a curated record. The transcript has 12 exons. The coding region runs from base 312 to 2159 and encodes 615 amino acids.